Molecule: messenger RNA, 4775 nt
Organism: Sorex araneus (European shrew)
Lineage: Eukaryota; Metazoa; Chordata; Mammalia; Eulipotyphla; Soricidae
Gene: ERAP1
Product: endoplasmic reticulum aminopeptidase 1
Exons: 19
Coding region: 1547-4372 (941 amino acids)
Biological process (GO): peptide catabolic process; proteolysis
Cellular component (GO): cytoplasm
Molecular function (GO): peptide binding; zinc ion binding; metalloaminopeptidase activity
Source: RefSeq, a predicted model, not a curated record
UAAGCACUGUGUGACCACAAACCCAAAAUAUACAAAAAAAAAAUGAAGAGAAGCAGGAAGUACUAUUAUAGUGCCUGGGAACCACAGGGUUUAGGAGAAUGGAGGCUCUGGAGGUGAGGAGAAAGUCCUUAUGUACCCAGUGUCCAGCCCAUUCUCCCAAAUGUACCUUGUGUCUUGAACAUGUGACCUCGUUUCCCCUCAGCUGUUGAUAAAGAUGGACUCUUUGGUACUUCCCAAAUGGACCCAAGAUGAAGACAUUUUACGUUUUUAUUUAGACACCAUGAUUUACAACAUGGUUGACAGUGGCAUUUCAGGCACAUAAUAGUCCAACUCUAAGCCCAUCAGCAGUGCCAACUUACCUCACCAGUUUGCUUCCAACCCCUCAAACCUAAACCUUGUCAGGCAUGUAUUAAAGUUUAAUUAUUGUGGGUUGAGUCCCAUGCUUAUAGCAGUGUUGGGUGUAGUGAUUUUGAUAAAUACAGAUGCUCAUCUCUCCAUAACAGAGAAGUCCAAGGCUUCUUUUGCCCUUAUGUUACUACCAGACCUCCUCUUCUUGCUCCUCCUUCUAGUUUUCUCCUCCCCUGACAUUUUCCGCUUCUGUACAUCCAUGGAUUUGCUCAUCUUUGAUACCUUGCAUUCCUUAAACGGUCUUUUUUUUUUUUUUUUUUUUUUUGCUUUUUGGGUCACAACCAGCGAUGCACAGGGGUUACUCCUGGCUCUGCACUCAGGAAUUACCCCUGGUAGUGCUCAGGGGACCAUACGGGGAUGCUGGGAAUCGAACCCCGGGUCGGCCGUGUGCAAGGCAAACACCCUACCUGCUGUGCUAAUGCUCCAGCUCCAGCUUUAUUCUUUACACCACAAAUUAGUGAGAACAUCUAGUAUUUGCCCUUGACUUACUUCCCUUAACGUGACCUCCUCCAGCUUCAGGCGCAUCCAAGCUUUUCCGAAUGGCUUGAUUUCACCAUUCCUUGUGACUACGUACUGCACAUUCAGAUCACACCUUCAAAUGACUUAGUGUGGGGAGAGGCAACUGCAAACUCUAGCAACUAGAUCACGUGCGCCUGGUUGUGAUGGGGAAGUUUUGUGGACCCUGCACAAGCUCCUUUCUCCGCCCAGGUGGCCUGGGGUCCCCAGUCCCUGAAAGCUUGGCACCCUGCAGGGUGGCAGUCAGCUUCUUCCCGAGGCGGCCCACAGCUCAGGGUUCAUUCGCAGAGGCGGAAUGAUGGAUGCUUUUGGGCCCCCAGAGCGUCGAUCUUGUCCCCCUCCUCGGGCGCGUCCAGGGGUGGGGGGUGGGGGUGGGGACAGGUACCCCGUCUGGUCUCACCUGCCCUCCGGGAUUUCCAAACCCUGCUGGGCCAGAGCCCACUAGAAACCGUUUCCGUGUGACACCCGUUCACCGGCGGGCGGGCGGCAGCGUGCCCGCGUCCCUCUGGGUGCGGCGCGCGGUCGGGGACGCUCGGGCCCCGCUUUCACUUUCGGCACCCGCGAGGCGGCGGAGGCGCGAGCGAGGCGGUCGGCCCGGCGGCAGGCCAUCCUAGCAGCUCUUAUGGCUGACCAUCGGCUGACGGCACCCAGCGUGCCCUUCCUCCUGUCCUCGCUGUUGAUUCUCCUAACGGUACCAGCUUCUUCCCGGGCGCAGAGCACAGAUGCCGCCUCUCCAAACGCUGAUGAGGGAACACCCUUUCCUUGGAAUAAAAUGCGACUUCCAGAGCAUGUCACCCCACUCCAUUACGACCUCAUGAUCCAUGCCAACCUCUCCACGUUGACCUUCGGGGGGACCGUGGAGAUCCAGGUGACCAGUAGCGAGCCCACCAGCACCAUCAUCCUGCACAGCCAGCACCUGCACAUCUCUCGGGCCACCCUCCGGAUGGGUCCUGGAGAGGGAGAAGAUGAAAGCCCUCUGAGGGUGCUGGAGCACCCGGCACAUGAACAGCUCGCCCUGCUGGCCCCGCAGCCCUUGCUCGCCGGGCGCCUGUACAGGGUCACCAUCCACUAUGCCGGCAACCUCUCCGAGAGCUUCCAUGGCUUCUAUAAAAGCACCUACCAGACCCGGGAUGGGGAGCUGAGGGUACUUGCUUCCACACAGUUUGAACCUACUGCUGCCAGAAUGGCUUUCCCCUGUUUUGAUGAACCUGCCUUCAAAGCGAGUUUUUUAAUCAAGAUCAGAAGGGAACCACAGCACCUUGCACUCUCCAACAUGCCUCUGGUGAAAUCCAUAACUCUUACUGGAGGACUCAUUGAAGACCAUUUUGAUGUCACUGUGAAGAUGAGCACGUACCUGGUGGCCUUCAUCAUUUCAGAUUUUAAGUCUGUCAGCAAGAUGACCAAGAGCGGAGUCAAGGUGUCCAUAUAUGCGGUGCCAGAGAAGAUCGACCAAGCCCAUUAUGCACUGGAUGCUGCUGUGACUCUUCUCGAAUUUUAUGAGGACUAUUUCAGUAUCCCAUAUCCCUUACCCAAACAAGAUCUUGCUGCCAUUCCUGACUUUCAGUCUGGUGCUAUGGAGAACUGGGGACUGACAACCUACAGAGAAUCGGCUCUGUUGUUUGACACUCAGAAAUCUUCGGCCUCCAGUAAGCUUGGCAUCACCAUGACUGUAUCCCAUGAGCUUGCUCACCAGUGGUUUGGGAACCUGGUCACUAUGGAAUGGUGGAAUGACCUGUGGCUCAAUGAGGGAUUUGCCAAGUUUAUGGAGUUUGUGUCUGUCAGCGUGACUCAUCCAGAGCUGAAAGUUGAAGAUUAUUUCUUUGGCAAGUGCUUUCACGCCAUGGAGGUGGACGCGCUGAAUUCCUCACACCCUGUGUCCACGCCGGUGGAGAACCCUGCUGAAAUUCGUGAGAUGUUUGAUGACGUUUCUUAUGUGAAGGGCUCUUGUAUUCUGAAUAUGCUUAGGAAUUACCUCGGUGCCGAUGCAUUCAAAAGUGGUAUCAUACAUUAUCUCCAGAAGUUCAGCUAUAAAAACACCAGGAAUGAAGACCUGUGGGACAGCCUGGCAAGCAUUUGUCCUACAGAUGGCAGCACGCAAGGGAUGGAUGGCUUUUGCUCUAGUGGCCAACAUUCAUCUUCAGCCUCUCACUGGCGGCAGGAGGGCCUGGAUGUGAAGAGCAUGAUGAACACCUGGACCCUGCAGAAGGGAUUCCCCCUGAUUAGUGUCAUGGUGAAGGGGCGCAGGGUGCACGUGAGGCAGGAGCACUACAUGAAGGGCCAGGAGGGCGCCGCAGAGACCGGGUAUCUGUGGCAUGUCCCUUUGACAUACAUUACCAGCAAAUCAGACACUGUCCAAAGAUUUUUGCUUACAUCAAAAACAGAUGUGCUCACCCUCCCAGAAGAGGUAGAAUGGAUCAAGUUCAACAUGGGCAUGAAUGGCUAUUACAUCGUGCAUUAUGAGGAUGAUGGAUGGGAUUCUUUGACUGGCCUUUUAGAAGGCAGCCACACGGCCAUCAGCAGCAAUGACCGGGCUAGCCUCAUCAACAAUGCAUUCCAGCUUGUCAGCAUUGGAAAACUAUCCAUUGAAAAAGCCUUGGAUUUAACCCUGUACUUGAAACAUGAAACUGAAAUCAUGCCUGUGUUCCAAGGGCUGAAUGAGCUGAUACCGAUGUAUAAGUUAAUGGAGAAAAGAGAUAUGAAUGAAGUGGAAACUCAGUUCAAGGCCUUCCUCAUCCGGCUGCUGCAGAACCUCAUUGACAGGCAGACCUGGACGGACGAGGGCUCGGUCUCAGAGCGGAUGCUGCGGAGCCAGCUCCUCCUGCUCGCCUGUGUGCGCAAGUACCAGCCCUGUGUGCAGAGGGCCAAGGGCCUCUUCAAGGAGUGGAAGGAUGCGAAUGGGAACUGGAGUUUGCCCAAUGAUGUGACAAUGGCAGUGUUUGCGGUGGGGGCCCAGGACCCUGAAGGCUGGGAAUUCCUAUACAGGAAGUACCAGUCGUCUUUGUCCAGCACUGAGAAGAACCAAAUUGAAUUUGCUCUCUGCAUUAGCCCCAAUCAGGACAAGCUGCAGUGGCUACUCGAUCAAAGUUUUAAGGGAGAUGUAAUAAAAACUCAAGAGUUUCCAGAUAUUCUCACAGCUGUUGGCAGAAACCCAGUGGGAUAUCCAAUAGCUUGGCAGUUCCUGAGGGAAAAUUGGAAUAAACUUGUACAAAAGUUUGAGCUUGGCUCACCUUCUAUAAGCUACAUGGUAAUGGGAACAACAAAUCAAUUCUCCACAACAGCGCGGCUUGAAGAGGUAAAAGGAUUCUUCAGUUCUCUGAAAGAAAAUGGUUCUCAGCUGCGAUGUGUCCAACAAACAAUUGAAACCAUUGAGGAAAAUAUACGUUGGAUGGACAAGAAUUUUGAUAAAAUCAGAGUGUGGCUCCAAAAUGAAAAGCUUGAAAGACUGUAACCAUUGGUUUCUUGCUGCUUCCUGUGAUUUACAAGCAAAAUAAUUUUGUUGAAUGUGUAGAAUUUCAAAUUCGAGAUGGCUAUCUUGGGCUGAAGACAGUUCUUUCAGCUUAUUCAUAUGAUCUUGCCUGUGGCAAGCUGGGUGUUAUUUUUUUCUUCAAUAGGUUAUUGCAACCAUCUAUUUUGUUUAUAAAAAUUGACCCAUAAAGCAAACCCAAGCGACAGAUUCCCGACCACUGAGGACAAAAAGUCCUCAAUUAAGACCUUAAAUCUGAGAAAUUGGUAAUAGAUGACACCACAGUACUACCACUGGUUAGUUGACCUAAACAAGAGUUAAGUUCUGAUGGCAUAUUUCCGGUCAUGAUAAGAUCAGCUUCCUUGCAAAUAAAUGUGCCAAACUUCCA